AUGUCUUUUUCCAAAAUGAAGAAGUGCUUCCGGUUUAUCUUGAUCCAGCCAAUACUUCAGCCAAGUACCUAUACUCCUUUAGUUCAUGGUAUGAAUAUCAGAUCCAUUGAGGCGUCUGUUUCAGGGACCGCAGAUAUCCCAGAAAGUGUUGAAUGGGAGAAAGCAACAAACAUAAGACAACAGCUUGCUGACGGAAAAUUUCGCAAUAUACACUAUUUGACUGAUCAACAAUGUCAGUAUGUUGACACAUUUUGGGAAGGAUAUUUUGCCAGACUCGAAGAUGAUACAAAAGAUCAAGAGGCUGUUAUGGAUUCGACAAUGGAACAGGUAAGGUUAUUUUUGACAGAACAUCCACCAAAGAGACCAGAAAUGGGAAAGACAGAAGGCCAAGCAGAGAGUAUCAAUGAUGAUAGUGUUGAGAUCCAACGGAGUAGGCUGAAAGAAAAGGCUUUGUUUUUAAAGGAACAACAAGCUUACAUAGCUAAACAUUAUUUAAAGUGUCCUGAAGAUUUUGUAAUAGCAACAAAUGAGUUACUUUUAACAGGAAAGCAUAAGUGGGAAGAUAUGAUCAAAGAUAUGAUAGGUAGAAUCAACUCUGCAGAAAGCCCCCUUCCAUAUUUGCAAAUCUUAAGAGGAAUCGCUUUCACACAAGAUAUAACACCCAAAGUGCGCCAAGCCAUUGAAGCCUAUGUGAUAAAGAUGAGAGGCACAGCACCUUUUCCAUUUGGAAUUCAAAGAUGGUUUUUAAAAUUGGAAAACACAGUCUAA
Melampsora larici-populina 98AG31 is the source of this 768-nucleotide messenger RNA. RefSeq lists its product as uncharacterized. The coding region runs from base 1 to 768 and encodes 255 amino acids. The transcript has 4 exons. The record is from RefSeq and is a predicted model, not a curated record. NCBI's taxonomy places the organism in Eukaryota, Fungi, Basidiomycota, Pucciniomycetes, Pucciniales, Melampsoraceae.